CCGAGUAGGUGGGUCGGGAGCUCCCAGACCACGAGCGCUCCAGCCGCAGCCACCGCCUCCGUCGCGUCACUGCUCCGGGCCCGCCCUCCUCGGCCCCUCCCCGCACUCCGUUUUCCCCUCUCCCUCCUCCUCAGACCGAGCAGUGACUUAAGCAACGGAGCGCGGUGAAGCCCAUUUUUCUCCUUCCUCGCAGCCGCGCCGGGUACCUCGCGGCGAGCGGCCCCUCCACUCCGGCCCGAGAUGAACGCUGCGGCAGAAGCCGAGUUCAACAUCCUUCUGGCCACCGACUCCUACAAGGUUACUCACUAUAAACAGUAUCCACCCAACACAAGCAAAGUUUAUUCAUACUUUGAGUGCCGUGAAAAGAAGAUAGAAAACUCCAAAGUAAGGAAGGUGAAAUACGAGGAAACAGUAUUUUAUGGGUUGCAGUACAUUCUUAAUAAAUAUUUAAAAGGUAAGGUUGUGACCAAAGAGAAAAUCCAGGAAGCCAAAGAGGUAUACAAAGAACAUUUCCAGGACGAUGUCUUUAAUGAAAAAGGAUGGAACUACAUUCUUGAGAAAUACGAUGGGCAUCUCCCUAUAGAAGUGAAGGCCGUUCCUGAGGGCUCUGUCAUUCCCAGAGGAAAUGUUCUCUUCACAGUGGAAAACACAGAUCCAGAGUGCUACUGGCUUACAAAUUGGAUUGAGACUAUUCUUGUUCAAUCCUGGUAUCCAAUCACAGUGGCCACAAAUUCUAGAGAGCAGAAGAAAAUAUUGGCCAAAUACUUGUUGGAAACUUCUGGUAACUUAGAUGGCCUGGAAUACAAGUUACAUGAUUUUGGCUACAGAGGAGUCUCUUCCCAAGAGACUGCUGGCAUAGGGGCAUCUGCUCAUUUGGUUAACUUCAAAGGAACAGAUACAGUAGCGGGAAUUGCUCUGAUUAAAAAAUAUUAUGGCACAAAAGAUCCUGUUCCAGGCUAUUCUGUUCCAGCAGCAGAACACAGUACAAUUACAGCUUGGGGAAAAGACCAUGAAAAAGACGCUUUUGAACAUAUAGUAACACAGUUUUCAUCAGUGCCUGUAUCUGUGGUUAGCGAUAGCUAUGACAUUUAUAAUGCAUGUGAGAAAAUAUGGGGUGAAGAUCUAAGACAUUUAAUACUGUCCAGAAGUACAGAGGCACCACUGAUAAUCAGACCUGAUUCUGGAAAUCCUCUUGAUACUGUAUUAAAGGUUUUGGAUAUUUUAGGUAAAAAGUUUCCUGUUACUGAGAAUUCAAAAGGCUACAAGUUGCUGCCACCUUAUCUUAGAGUUAUUCAAGGGGAUGGAGUAGAUAUUAAUACUUUACAAGAGAUUGUAGAAGGCAUGAAACAAAAAAGGUGGAGUAUUGAAAAUGUUUCCUUCGGUUCUGGUGGAGCUUUGCUACAGAAGUUAACCAGAGAUCUCCUGAAUUGUUCCUUCAAGUGUAGCUAUGUUGUCACCAAUGGCCUUGGGAUUAAUGUCUUCAAAGACCCAGUUGCUGAUCCUAACAAAAGAUCCAAAAAGGGCCGGUUAUCAUUACAUAGGACACCAGCGGGGAAUUUUGUUACACUUGAGGAAGGAAAAGGAGAUCUUGAAGAAUAUGGUCAGGAUCUUCUCCAUACUGUCUUCAAGAAUGGGAAGGUGACAAAAAGCUAUUCAUUUGAUGAAGUAAGAAAGAAUGCACAGCUGAACAUAGAACUGGAAGCCGCACCCCAUUAGGCUCUGUCCUAUGGCAGGGUGCAUGCGCACAUGAGCACCCGUGUGAGAGUAUGUGGAACAUAAUGUUUAUUGUACAGCUGUGUGGGGUUUCUUUGUGUCUUAUGAUACAUUACAGCCAAAUUAUUUGUUGGUUUAUGGACAUAACUGCCCUUUUUUUCUUUCAUUUUCAGUAUUUAGGUGAUCUCAAAUUAGGCAACACACAUAACCAUUGUGAAAGAUUAAUGCUAAAGUAAGCUUUUUAGGGCCCUUUGCCAAUAGAUAGUAACUCAAUC
Molecule: messenger RNA, 1988 nt
Organism: Octodon degus (degu)
Lineage: Eukaryota; Metazoa; Chordata; Mammalia; Rodentia; Octodontidae
Gene: Nampt
Product: nicotinamide phosphoribosyltransferase
Exons: 11
Coding region: 241-1716 (491 amino acids)
Biological process (GO): NAD+ biosynthetic process
Molecular function (GO): nicotinamide phosphoribosyltransferase activity
Source: RefSeq, a predicted model, not a curated record